ACUUGUUGCUGCUUGAACCCCAAAUCUGCCCCUCUUAUCUUGCAACAAUCAACAAUCGAGGCCCGUAACUUUCGACCAGUUUCCGCUUAGCUACUCCUUCCAGUUGGCCUUUCUGCACUUCCUCCUCUCCAUAAUUCCCUUCGCUGUCCAUCAAACGCGCGAUACUGACGCGUCAGCCGAAAUGCCGGCAGCAGUCACGCCCGGCGCGCGGCGACACAGCACGUCGCCGGCGCGCGGGAAACGCGGCGGCGGCGGCGGCGGAGGAGGAGGGAGCGCUGGCAAAGGCUUAGGAAUGCCUGGCAAGUCGGGAAAUACCCCUCGCGGGGGGAAAGGAGGCGCAGCGAGGGGUGGGCGAGGGGGGACGAAGGGAGGGGCGGCCGGAGCGCGGAAGGGCGGGCAUUCGGACAAGAACCCGAAGAAAAGAAGUUUGAAAGAGGAGGAGGAGGAAGAGGAGGAAGCGGCGAUGGAGGAAGAUAUCGAGGAAGAAUUGGAGGUUGAGGGUUUUGGAAAGGGGAAAGGGUUGGAAGUUGAGGACGAGGAGGAUGGGGAGGAUGGGGAGGAGGAGGAGGACGGUGAUGAGAAGGACAACGUUAAAUUGGGCGGCGGGAAGGAGAGGGCGUUUAGCGACGAGAACCAGUCGUGGCUGAAGGUGAAAAAGAGAAACCUGCUGGAGGACGACGAUGAUGGCGAUGAGGAAGAUGAAGAUGCAGCCAUGCCUGACGACUUCGAAGGCGAGGAAGACGACGACGACGACGAGGGGAUGGACGAUGAGGAGGAAGAGGAAGAGGAGGAGGAGGAGGAGGAGGAGGAGACGGCGUUCGAGCGCAAGGCGCGGAAGCUGGAGGCGCGGAGGGCGCAGGAGGCGGAGGAGGCGGAGGCGGAGAUGCAGCUCAACAUACAGGACGGGGAAGACGUGGGGCUGCUGCUGCCCACAGACGAGGAGAGGGAAGCAGAGGCAGCAGCGCCGCCGGACCUAUCCGUGAUUCAGAAGCGAAUCAACGACAUCGUGCGCGUGCUGGGCAACUUCUCCAAGCUGCGCGCGCCCUCGGUGCCGCGCACGGCGUACGUGAGCCAGCUGGCGGUGGACCUCGCGCUCUUCUACGGCUACAACGACUUCCUCAUGGAUGCCCUCAUGCAGAUGUUCCCCGUGGCGGAGGUGAUGGAGUUCUUGGAGGCGAGUGAGAAGCCGCGGCCGGUGACGAUCCGCACGAACAGCAUCAAGGCAAGGCGGAGGGAGCUGGCUGCAGCGCUCAUCAACCGCGGCGUCAACCUCGACCCGCUCGGGCCCUGGAGCAAGGUGGGGCUCGUGGUGUACGAGUCUCAGGUGCCCGUGGGAGCGACGCCCGAGUACAUGGCGGGGCACUACAUGCUCCAGAGUGCAGCGUCCUUCCUGCCAGUCAUGGCGCUCGCGCCCCAGGAGAAGGACGUUGUCGUUGACGUUGCGGCUGCACCGGGCGGCAAGACGACGUAUGUGGCGGCACUGAUGAGAAACACAGGCAUGGUGUUCGCGAACGAGUUGAAGCAGCCGCGCCUGAAGUCGCUCAUUGCCAACAUCCACCGCAUGGGCGUCACCAACACCACCGUCUGCUCCUAUGACGGCCGCCACCUGCCCAAGCUUCUGGGGCUCAACUUCGCAGAUCGAGUGUUGCUGGACGCACCCUGCUCUGGCACCGGGGUGUUGUCAAAGGACUCGUCGGUCAAAGUGAGCAAGACAGAGGCCGACAUCCUCAACUGCUCGCAUCUGCAAAAGGAGCUGAUCCUAGCCGCCAUAGACAUGCUGAGUGCGGACUCAAAGACAGGGGGCUACCUCGUCUACUCCACGUGUUCUCUCAUGGUCGCUGAAAAUGAGGCGGUGGUGAACUACGCACUGAAGAAGAGAGAUGUGAAGGUGGUGCCGUGUGGGCUCGACUUCGGCAGACCUGGGUUCGCCAAGUUCAGGGAGCACCGAUUCCACCCCUCGCUGGCGCACACGCGGCGCUUCUACCCCCACGUACACAACUUGGAUGGCUUCUUUGUUGCCAAGAUAAAGAAGCUCAGCAACAAGAAGAAGGACGAGAAGGACAAGGAUGAGGAGGCGGAUGGAAAAGAGGAGGAAUCGGAGGAUGAGGAUGCGGGGGAGGUGCAGGAAGGGGAGCCAGGUGAGGAUGCUGGAGAGGAUGGGGAGGAAGGAGAUAUGGAGGAGGAGGAGGAGGAGGAAGGGGAGGAGGAAGGAGAGGAUGAGGAGGAUGGUGAAGAGGGAGAGGAGGGAGAGGCUGGUGGAAAAAAGAAGAAUAAGAAGGGGGUGAGUGGAUCACAGGAGAGCGCAGUGUAUUUUGAUGCGGCCAAGGCGAAGGCGGCGACGGCGGAGCAGAUGGAGAAGCGGCGGCAGCAGCAGAACGCGCGGAAGGACAGCAAGGAGGAGAAGCGGAGGCGCAAGCAGCACAUGCUCAAAGAAAGGCUCAAGGCGCAGGGCGGGGGGGGACGAGGAGGGGACAACUUCUAGAGAAGUUUUAUUUAGAAGGUGCUAGAUUGCAUCCCGGUGUUGCUCUUUGUGCUCGUUAUCAGCUUUUGACGAAUAUUGGUGGUUGAAUAUGCAGGCAGUUACACUGCUGGCUAGCAGUUGCGCCUUUUAGUUCAUGUGGCAGUAGUGGUAUCAUAUCAUCCACGCUAUGGGGAACUAGUGGUUGUGGUGAUCAUGUAUUCGUUACCCGGAACCCGGGGGAGGUUAAUGUCGUGGAUGAGAUGCUC
Molecule: messenger RNA, 2727 nt
Organism: Closterium sp. NIES-67
Lineage: Eukaryota; Viridiplantae; Streptophyta; Zygnematophyceae; Desmidiales; Closteriaceae
Source: the annotation of a GenBank genome assembly